This is a messenger RNA of Paraglomus brasilianum, 443 nucleotides long. NCBI's taxonomy places the organism in Eukaryota, Fungi, Glomeromycota, Glomeromycetes, Paraglomerales, Paraglomeraceae. The record is from the annotation of a GenBank genome assembly.
AAAAACAACAGCAAGAAAAUAAAGAAUUAUUAAACGAAAUAGAAAUAUUAAAACAACAAUUAGCAGAUAAAAAUAGAGAACUCAAUGAUUAUAAAAAUACAGAAGUAAGUGAGCAAGAAGAAGCAGAAUUUAAACAAAAAGCAACUGAAAGAAUUCACCAAAUGUUGGUAGAGAUGAGGAACAGAAAUGAAAUAAAAGAAGGAGGUGAAAUCUUUGGUAGACCAACUAAGGAUAUAAUUCUUAAAGAUAUUAUUGGAGGUAAGGAUGAAAGAAUUAAAGAGUUGGAAGUGAAGGUAGAAGAAUUAGAAGAAAAAGUAGAAGGUUUGGAAGAUAAUUUAGAAAUGGAAUGUGAAGAAGCUGAGAAAGCAUUGAAUGCAGCCAUGAAGUGGAGAGAAUGCCAAAUAAAAGUAGUAAGAUCAAUCUAUGUUUCGAGAGAGAAGUGA